AUGAAAUUUAUUUCGUAAGAUGGAUAAGCGUUCGAAGUAUCUAUUUUUUUUAAUUAGAUUACUGAAUAUGCACUUAAGCAUUGUACUAAGUUAAGUAAAACUAAUUCAGAAAUAUUUAAUUUAACUUCCACAAACAGUAAUAUAUUGAGAAAGGUGGUUUAGUAUUGUGAAAUGCAUUAAGGAAAUGAUUUUAUCCCAGAAAUUAAAAAACCUUUGAAAUCAAAUAAUAUGUAAUUGAUAUUCUUAUUGUUAGGUUUGAAAUUGUGAAUUUUAUAGAUGCUUAAUAUAUUACUAAUCUUGAAUUUGAGGAAAUAUUUCAAAUUAUUUAAGUAGCUUAAAUUCUUGGUAUCAAUACAUUAAUUGAUCUAUCCUGCGCAUAUAUUUCCACAAAAAUUAGAGGUAGAAUAUCAUUAAAAUUUUAGGGAAAAGUUCAGAAUAAAUAAAAUCCUUAUUCUCUUCUAAUAAAAUUAAAACCGAUGAAGAAUUUUAAAAGUAAAGAGAUAACGAAAAUUUGGCUAAAAGAUAACUAAUACAAACAUCAGAUUGA
Paramecium pentaurelia is the source of this 547-nucleotide messenger RNA. NCBI's taxonomy places the organism in Eukaryota, Ciliophora, Oligohymenophorea, Peniculida, Parameciidae. The record is from the annotation of a GenBank genome assembly.